Gavialis gangeticus (Gharial) is the source of this 5652-nucleotide messenger RNA. RefSeq names its product tenascin R (gene TNR). The coding region runs from base 58 to 4131 and encodes 1357 amino acids. Gene Ontology annotation, molecular function: protein binding. Lineage: Eukaryota; Metazoa; Chordata; Crocodylia; Gavialidae. The record is from RefSeq and is a predicted model, not a curated record. The transcript has 21 exons.
CUCACACAGCUUCGUUGUCUAAGGCUGGUUUAGAAGUCUCUUUCCUUUCUGAAGAAAAUGGGGACUGACAGUGAAAACAUAGUCCUGAGAAACAUGAUUAUCAGUCUCAAUUUGAUAUUCCUGGGAUUAGUCCUCAAGCCCUUUGAGUGUCGGCUAGAAGUUACAACAGAGAGGAUAAGGAGGCAGGUAGUGGAUGAGGAAGGCAGCUUUGCCAACUACAGCCCACCAAUCAAAGAAAAACCAAUGGUCUUCAACCAUGUGUACAACAUUAACGUGCCCCUGGACAGCCUCUGCUCAACAUUGUUCGAGGCCUCAGCUGACCAGGAGGUGAGUUCAGAAGACGACAGGAUGACGGAAUACACGGAGCAGACCUCAGACAGCGAGAGCCAGGUCACCUUUACGCACAGAAUAAACCUCCCCAAGCAGGCGUGCAAGUGCUCCACAUCCUCCCAGCUCAUGCAGGACCUGCUGAACAGAAUUGAAAUGCUGGAGAGGGAGGUUUCCAUGCUACGGGACCAAUGCAACUCCAAUUGCUGCCAAGAAAAUGCAGCCACAGGGCAGCUGGAUUACAUCCCUCACUGCAGCGGUCAUGGGAACUUCAGUCUGGAAUCUUGCAGCUGCAUGUGCAAUGAAGGCUGGAUUGGAAAGAACUGCUCAGAGCCCCACUGCCCCAUGGGCUGCUCCAGCCGGGGCGUGUGCGUGGAAGGCCAGUGCAUCUGUGACAAUGACUACAGUGGGGAUGACUGCUCAGAGGUCCGCUGUCCAACAGACUGCAGUUCCCGAGGGCUUUGCAUGGAUGGGGAGUGUGUCUGUGAGGAAGGUUAUGCUGGAGAAGACUGUAGCGAACUGAGAUGCCCCAAUGACUGCUCUGGAAAGGGGAGAUGUGCCAACGGUACCUGUGUCUGCCAGGAGGGCUAUGUGGGAGAAGACUGUGGUCAUCUCAGGUGCUUGAACGCCUGCAGCGGACGUGGCAUCUGCCAGGAGGGGAUGUGCUCUUGUGAAGAAGGUUACAAAGGGCAGGAUUGCUCAGCAGUUGCUCCACCCGAGGACCUGAGAGUGGCUGGAAUCAGUGACCAGUCCAUUGACCUGGAAUGGGGUGGUCCAAUGGCUGUGACAGAAUAUGUGAUCUCCUAUCAGCCAGCAGUACCAGGGGGCAUUCAGCUACAGCAACGAGUGCCUGGAGACUGGAGUGCUAUCACCAUCAAGGAGCUGGAACCAGGCUUCACAUACAAUAUCAGUAUCUAUGCUGUCAUCAGUGGCAUCUUUAGUGUCCCUGUCACUGUUAAGGUGACUACCCAUCUCUCUGUUCCACGGGGAUUGAAGUUCAAGACUAUCACAGAGACCACUGUGGAGGUGCAGUGGGAGUCCUUCGCAUUCCCUUUUGAUGGCUGGGAGAUCAGCUUCAUUCCCAAGAACAAUGAAGGCGGCGUGAUUGCACAGCUUCCUAGCAGUGUCACCACCUUCAACCAGACAGGACUGAAACCAGGGGAAGAGUACACCGUCAAUGUCGUAGCACUCAAGGAACAAGCCAGGAGCCCCCCUACUUCUGACAGCGUCUCAACCUUAAUUGAUGGGCCAACCCAGAUCAUGGUGCGAGACGUCUCAGACACAGUGGCCUUUGUGGAGUGGACCCCACCACGAGCCAAAGUAGACUACAUCCUGCUGAAGUAUGGCUUGGUGAAUGGGGAAGGGGGAAAGACCACCUUCCGCCUGCAGCCUCCUCUUAGCCAAUAUUCAAUGCAAGCCCUGCGGCCUGGCUCACAGUACGAAGUCUCCAUAAGUGCUGUACGAGGGACUAAUGAGAGUGACCCAGCUGUCACCCACUUUGCAACAGAGAUUGAUGCUCCCAAGAACGUCCGUGUUGGGUUUCGGACAUCAGCCAGCUUGGAACUUGAGUGGGAUAACAGUGAGGCCGAGGUGCAGAAUUACAAGGUGGUGUACAGCACGCUGGCAGGCGAGCAGUACCACGAGGUGCUGGUGCCACGGAACUCAGGGCCAACAACCAAGACCACACUCAUUGAUCUUGUGCCAGGAACAGAAUACGGUGUUGGCAUAUCAGCUGUCAUGGACAGUCAGCAGAGUGUGCCAGCCACCAUGAACGCUAGAACUGAACUUGACAGUCCUCGUGACCUCAUUGUGACAGCCUCCACGGAAACAUCUGUCUCCCUGGUCUGGACCAAAACCAAAGGGCCCAUCGAUCACUACCGCAUUACCUUUACUCCAGCCUCAGGGAUGGCCUCUGAGGUGACGGUACCCAAAGACAAAUCUGAGCUCACUCUGUCAGACCUGGAGCCUGGAAUGGAGUAUACCAUUUCCAUCAUCGCAGAGAGGGGCCGUCAGCAGAGCCUAGAGUCCACAGUGGAUGCAUUCACAGGUUUCCGACCCAUCACACAGCUACAUUUCUCUCAUGUGACUUCUUCCAAUGUGAACAUCACCUGGAGCGAUCCCUCCCCUCCCGCAGACAGGCUUAUCCUAAACUACAACCCCAGAGACAAAGAGAAGGAGACCAAGCAGGUCACGCUAGAUGGAACCAAGAGACAUGCCACCUUGUCUGGACUGCAGCCAUCCACAGAGUACAUCGUGUCACUAGUUGCUGUGCAUGGCAUGGUCAGCUCUGAGCCCAUAAUGGGCUCCAUCACAACAGGGAUUGAUCCUCCUAAGGACCUUGCUGUGGGCAAUGUGACUGAGAACUCAAUGACCAUUUUCUGGGCCCCACCCAUUGCAGCUUUUGACCAUUACAGAAUUUCCUACCAGUCUGCUCAAGGAAGAGAGGACACCACACCAAUUGCCAAAGACAUCACUGCAUACACUCUCAGCCGCCUGCAGCCAGCUACUGAGUAUGAGAUUAAUCUAAAAAGUGUGCGGGGCCGGGAAGAGAGUGAGCGUACCUCCAUCAGCAUGUACACAGCCAUGGAUAAUCCACUGGGUCUGACCGCCACCAAUGUCACACCAACAGAGGCUCUGCUGCAGUGGAACCCCCCUCUGUCUGAAGUAGAGAACUAUGUCAUUGUGCUAACACACUACACAGUGGCAGGGGAGACAAUUCUAGUGGAUGGGACAAACCAAGAAUACCAGCUAACCAACCUGCUGCCCAGCACUACCUAUACAGUCACCAUGUAUGCCACCAAUGGCCCUCUCACCAGCAGGACCGUCAGCACCAACUUUACAACUUUUUUGGAUCCUCCAACAAACCUGACAGCCAGUGAGGUCACCCGCCGGAGUGCCCUCCUUUCGUGGCAACCUCCCAUGGCAGAGAUUGAAAACUACAUCAUGACCUACAGAUCAACUGAUGGAAGCCGGAAGGAGCUAAUUGUAGAUGCAGAGGACACCUGGAUCCGCCUGGAGGGGCUGUCAGAGACUACGGAAUACACUGUACGCUUGCAGGCAGCCCAGAAUGCCAUGAGAAGUGGAUUCACCUCCACCACCUUCACCACAGGAGGCCGCGUGUUUGCUAAUCCUCAGGACUGUGCCCAACAUUUGAUGAAUGGAGACACUCUGAGUGGAGUCUACACUAUCUCCGUCAAUGGAGAUAUUGGCCAGAGGGUGCAGGUGUACUGCGACAUGACUACAGAUGGCGGCGGAUGGAUUGUGUUUCAGAGACGACAAAAUGGUCUGACAGAUUUUUUUCGAAAAUGGGUGGAUUAUCGUGUUGGUUUUGGAAACCUAGAGGAUGAGUUUUGGCUGGGUCUGGAUAACAUACACAAGAUCACAUCACAAGGACGCUAUGAGCUGCGGAUAGACAUGCGAGAUGGCCAGGAGACAGCUUAUGCCUAUUAUGAUAAAUUCUCUGUUGCUGAUGCCAGGAGUCUGUACAAGCUCCGGAUAGGAGACUACAAUGGCACCUCUGGUGAUUCACUCACCUAUCACCAAGGCCGCCCAUUCUCCACCCAGGACAGAGACAAUGAUGUUGCUGUGACAAACUGUGCCUCUUCAUACAGAGGGGCUUGGUGGUAUAAGAACUGUCACCGAACUAACCUCAAUGGCAAGUAUGGCGAGUCCCGGCACAGUCAGGGUAUUAACUGGUACCAUUGGAAAGGCCACGAGUUCUCUAUACCCUUUGUGGAAAUGAAGAUGAGACCUUACAACCACCGUUAUGUCUCGGGGAGAAAACGGCGGUCUCUACAGCUCUGAGUCAGCAGGAGCCCCCACACCCAACCGCCUGACCUUUUCUGUCAUUUGUUUGUAUUUUAUAAUAUGAAAAGGAAAAAGAAAAUACUACUACUCUGAGAUAGCAACCUGCCCCAUACAUGACCUGGAAGGAAUAGGUGAUGUGUGGCUAGAAAGCCAGUGGGCUUUGGGAAGGGAAGGACGUCAAUGUUUUGUUGUUAUUCUCAGUGAAAUGCCAAGUUCCCAAUUACUCCACCCCCUAGCCCCUACCCUUUUCAUGGAAAGAGAGAGAACAAGGGUGGGGAGAGACAGAGAGAUUUUUAAUAUUUUUAAAGACCUAUAAGUCCCAAGAAAACCCCAUCAGAACUGUGUGUCCCCAUACCCCUCCCACCCACUAUCUCUGUAAUCAAGUUUCCUUUACAAUGCAGGUGCUGUCAACCAGGGACAUCAGUGAAAGUAGAGUUGGCCAAGAUGUCAUGUGGGCUCUCUGUUUAGGCAGACUGUCUGGCUGGGCAGCCUGCUGCUGAGUCAGCAAGCAGCACAAGCCAAACCUUAACCAGGAGGACUGAAAAUAGUGUCCUGCCAUUUAUACAGACUCACAGGGAACAAGUCAGAGCCCCUAUAAGCUGGGGUCUGAGACCCAGUCUUACCCCCCAGCCACCCUUAAGGACCUGGGAGCUCAAUUCUCCCUCCAGCCAGUGACAAAGAAACAAAGAAUGACAAAGAAACAACAGCCCCCCCACCCCGCCCCGGCACUACCACCACCACCAUAAUAACCAGUUCCUCCACUAGCCAAGAAGAUGCAGCUGUCCCUCUCUCCCUUUGACCAAGAACAUACAGCCUCCCUUAUCUCCACAAGCUCAAUACAGGCACACACACACAGAUAAAUACAGUGGGCAUAAGUAAUUUCAAUGCCUAGCAUUGUGCGCCAGAUUACUGGGAGUCAGAGAUCUCACAAAGAGACCCUGGGGUAUGACUUCAUGCUCCCUCCAUCUCCCUUUGCCUUUAGAAGGAUCCCUGCCUACCAGUUAACUCCACUAUCACUAUGCUUCUAACAUGCCCAAAGUAACCCUCUGUUUACAAUGAAUGCAUUAGCAUUAGGGGAACAGAUCGUGUACAGCAUCUGCUGAUAGGCAGGAACAACUGUACCAGCAGGCAACACUAGCUUGGGCACAGAAGUGGCCCUUCUACUCCUGAUUUGAAAACUUUCUAUGGGUUAUAAAUAUGAUAAUGAUCCUUAGGUCAGGGGAGAGGACAGGAGUGAAAGAAUCAGCAAAAAUAGCUUCUAGGAAUCUUUAAAGUCACCCUAAAGUAAGUAUAUUUACUUUCUCUGUUAUUUCUAUACGCCGCAUUGUCAUCUCUCAUAGUUGUUUUAGGCCCUAAACCAAAGAGUGCUGUAUGCGGGACAGUAACCAGAAGAAAUGGCAAGUAGAUACAAUUCCAUCCGAUUCUGCUAGGAUAAGCUGCAGCCAUUUGCCAUGAAAUCUGGCAGAUGUGCAAGUUCCCUUGCGUUUUGGAGGUAGGAUGGUGUUGGGGUGGAAGCAA